Molecule: messenger RNA, 430 nt
Organism: Betta splendens (Siamese fighting fish)
Lineage: Eukaryota; Metazoa; Chordata; Actinopteri; Anabantiformes; Osphronemidae
Gene: cmc4
Product: C-x(9)-C motif containing 4 homolog (S. cerevisiae)
Exons: 3
Coding region: 137-349 (70 amino acids)
Cellular component (GO): mitochondrial intermembrane space
Source: RefSeq, a predicted model, not a curated record
GCACGUUUCAGAAAUUAUCCACGGUUCGUCACGUGAUCAAAACAUUACAUUAGCUAGCUACUGUAACAUUGGCUGAACGAUCUUCCUUCCAUGCUGUAUUUGACUAUAAAUAUCCUAAACCUGCAAAUACUGGAGCAUGCCACAGAAAGAUCCGUGUCAAAAACAAGCGUGUGCAAUUCAAAAGUGUUUACAAGCUAACAAAUACGUGGAGAGCAUGUGUGCGGACGUGAUCGCGGUGAUGCGGCGAUGCUGUGAGACGCAUGCGGCCAACUCGAUCUGCUGUUCGGGGUUCAGGGACUCGGAAACCACCAUCAACGAAAAGAAUACAAGAGAAACAUUCUGUUCUUAGAAAUGACUCCUUAGAAGUGCUUCAAUACUGUAUUACGCUGUAUGUAAUGUGAAUAUAAACAAUAAACAAUGGACUGGAUUA